UAAUAAUAAAGGAAGAUGCCAUUGCAGUUGGCAACACACACAACCUGAGAGAGAGAGAGAGAGAGAGAGAUGAUGAUGAUGAUGGAGGUGAAAGAAGCGUUGUUCAUGAACAGAGGAGAAGGAGAAAAUAGCUAUGCACAAAACUCUUCUUUCACACAAAAAGUGGCCUCAAUGACAAUGCCAGUGCUAGAAAAUGCAGUUGAAACUCUCUUCUCCAAAGAUUUCCACCUUCUUCAAGCUCUUAAUGUAGCAGACUUGGGUUGUGCAACAAGUCCAAACACGUUCACAGUGAUUUCUAUGAUCAAGAGAAUGAUGGAAAAGAAAUGCAGGGAAUUAAAUUGCCAAACACUGGAACUUCAGGUUUACUUGAAUGAUCUUCCUGGAAACGAUUUCAAUACCCUCUUCAAAGGCUUGUUGUCUAAGGUUGUUGGCAACAAAUGCGAGGAAGUUUCUUGUUACGUGAUGGGAGUACCGGGGUCUUUCCAUGGCCGGCUUUUUCCUCGUAACAGCUUGCAUUUAGUUCAUUCCUGUUACAGUGCUCAUUGGCUUUCUCAGGCACCAAAAGGACUCACAAGCAGAGAAGGUUUGGCAUUAAACAAGGGGAAGAUUUACAUAUCAAAGACAAGCCCUCUUGUUGUAAGAGAAGCCUACUUAUCUCAAUUUCAUGAAGAUUUCACAAUGUUUCUCAAUGCUAGAUCCCAAGAGGUGGUUCCAAAUGGUUGUAUGGUGUUGAUACUUCCUGGUAGGCAAUCUUCUAAUCCUUCAAGCAUGGAGAGCUGCUUCACUUGGGAACUAUUAGCUAUAGCCAUUGCUGAAUUGGUUUCACAGGGAUUGAUAGAUGAAGAUAAAUUAGACACCUUCAAUGUACCUAGCUAUUUUCCAUCACUUGAGGAAGUGAAAGAUAUAGUGGAGAGGGACGGAUCAUUCACAAUCGAUCAUAUGGAGGGGUUUGAACUUGAUACCCCACAGAUGCAAGAGAAUGACAAAUGGGUUAGAGUGGAAAAGCUUGCCAAGGCUGUCAGGGCCUUCGCAGAGCCUAUAAUCUCAAACCAGUUUGGACAUGAAAUCAUGGACAAACUAUAUGACAAGUUCACUUACAUUGUAGUUUCAGAUUUGGAAGGAAAGAUACCGAAGACCACAAAUAUCGUUCUAGUGCUUUCCAAGAUUAUUGGAUAGUUUUUUAGUGUUGUGAAAUAAACUGUAGUCCCCAUCACAUAUAUGCUACUAGAGAAGGAGCUGCAGGAAGCUCCCUAACUCUCUGUGGGGCUUUGGAAAUGCACGUGAUUAGUCUUGCUUUGGGUGCCAACCUUGUUAGGAUGCGUAGUUUUGACAAUGAUACAUCUUCUUUCCAAGCUAUGUGUAUCUUUUUUGAUGUAAUAAAAUUUUAUCCUCUUUGCUGUUCAAAAUAUAUAUAUAUAUAUAUGCUAGAGGGUUGUGCCAAUAUAUUGCACAAGAAGAUUUGAGAAGGGUCAAAUAUAGAAAGCUUUUUGCUCGUGUGGAGAGAGAAUGUUUUCUUGAUUUAAAUCUGUGAUACCCAAAUCGUAAUGCUGGGAAGAAAUGAGAAGUUAAACAUGAAAUUUUAAUUUCUUUACCUUAUGUAUGUAUGGAAUUAGUGGUUGUUUGCUAAAAAUAACGUCUCCUCCAAUUAUUGUAAUGUAUUAGGAUGGUUCUUGCAAAGAAUUUUUUUGCCCCUUUUAAA
Camellia sinensis is the source of this 1699-nucleotide messenger RNA. Its product is annotated as putative caffeine synthase 5. NCBI's taxonomy places the organism in Eukaryota, Viridiplantae, Streptophyta, Magnoliopsida, Ericales, Theaceae. Gene Ontology annotation, molecular function: methyltransferase activity. The record is from RefSeq and is a predicted model, not a curated record.